AUGUAUAUAAAAGAAGUGAUUAUUGAUGGGUUUAAGUCCUACGCUCAUAGGACUCAUGUCAAGAAUUUUGACCCCAUGUUUAAUGCUAUCACGGGUCUUAACGGAAGUGGUAAAAGCAACAUAUUAGACGCUAUCUGCUUCGUAUUGGGCAUCUCAAAUCUAUCUCAGGUGCGAGCUACAAGCCUACAAGAACUGGUUUACAAGAACGGCCAGGCAGGAAUAACUAAAGCGAGUGUUACGAUCGUGUUCGAUAACUCCGACAAGAAACAAACUCCCGUGGGAUACGAGAACUUUGACGAACUUACUAUUACACGACAGGUAGUGGUCGGAGGAAGAAACAGAUAUCUGAUAAACGGAUCUAAUGCAAACAAUAACAGAGUCUCUGAUUUGUUCCGAUCUGUUCAGCUGAACAUAAACAACCCUCACUUCUUAAUAAUGCAGGGUCGCAUUACCAAGGUUCUAAACAUGAAGCCUAAAGAGAUAUUAUCGAUGAUAGAGGAGGCAGCUGGAACGUCUCUUUACGAGAGUAAGAAACAAUCUGCUCUUAAAACUAUUGAGAAGAAAGAUAACAAACUAACUGAUAUAAACAAGAUACUGGAUGAAGAGCUGAACCCUACUCUUGAGAAGCUGAAAGCAGAGAGAGCGUCCUAUUUGGAGUACCAGAAGAUACAGCGACACAUAGAGACACUAACCCGACUAGUGGUUGCCUACAAAUACACACGUGCUCAACACGUGGACCAGAACGCAGCGGGGGAGGUGUUGUCUUUACAGGACCAGAUAAACACCAUGGAUAACGAAGUGGUUGCAAGUAAGAGUGAGAUAGAACGGCUGAAGGAGGAGAUAAGUAGACUGGAACAGACCAGGAAAGGACAGGCUUCUUCUAAGUUGGAGGAGCUGGAGACUGAGAUGACGGAUAUUAGUAAGAGGGAGGUAAAGGCUACGUCAGAUCUGGAUAACGUGCUGGACGCUGUUAGACAGGAGGAGAAGGAGAAGGAGAGCACGCUGAGGAGUAUCGCUAACACUGAGAAACUCAUCUCUAAUAAAUCAGAGGAGUUGACAGCAGUGAGAGAAGAGGCAGAGAAGUACAAGGAGUUGGAGGAGAAAGAGAGAGGAAACGUGGAGAGAGCAGAGUCUAACUACACCCAGGUACAAGCGGGACAGAUGGAGGGAGAAGACGGAGAGCAGCUGACAUACACAGAACAUCUGAUGAAGCUAAAAGACUCGCUGAGCGAGGCACAGACAGCAAACCAACAAGCUAACCUGAAACUAGCACACUCUCAGAGCACUAUAAAGAAGAUGGAGACUGACUGCAAGAAGGCGGAGUGGGAAAUAGCCCGGGAGAAGGGAGAGUUUGACACGGCUGUAACAGUUGUGGAAGGAGUGGAGAGGAGAAUUGAGAAGCUUGGCUUCUCUCAAGAGGUGCACAGUGAGCUACAAAAUGAGAAAUGUGAACUAGAAAACAAGGUGGCUAAAGCUUCAAAACAGGUAAACGAGCUAGUGAACAAGUUCCCGCAACUCCAGUUCGACUACGUGUCCCCAGACAGGCACUUUGAUAGGUCCCGCGUAAAGGGGCUGGUAGCUGAUCUCUUCACUGUACCGGAUAACCAGUACGCGAUGGCUCUAGAGGUUGCCGCUGGGGGGAGGUUGUAUAACGUGGUGACAGACAACGAGGACACCAGUGCUCUACUCAUCAAACACGGCCAACUCCGCAGAAGGUACGUCAUGAUACCCCUCAACAAGAUCCGCAGCAAUGUUAUAGACAGGGAGGUGGUUAACAGCGCCAAGAGACUGGUCGGUGGUGACAACUGUCACCUAGCUCUGGACGUCAUCCAGUUUGAUAAACAGGUGGAACCGGCCAUGAAGUUCUGUUUUGGAGGGGUUCUCAUCUGUAAAACUAAGGAGCAAGCUAAGAAAGUAGCAUUCGACAAGUCAGUGAAGAGGAAGGUUAUUACUCUGGAGGGAGAUGUAUACGAUCCGGCAGGUACUCUAACGGGAGGGUCCAGGAACACUUCUAGAUGUGUUCUUAAAGAACUCUCUGCCUGCAAACAGUCCAGAUCUGAUCUCACCCAGUACAAAGAGCAGUACAGACAGGUAGAGGGAGAGUUGAGUAAAAUGGAAAGAGUUGUUCACCAGUGGGAGGAACUGACAGGACAGCUGAGGUUGAAGAAGCACGAGCGGGAUUUAUUAGAAGAAAGAUUGAAGCAGACCUCUCACUACAAAGACAUAGAGGAGUUGAGAAGGACUAAGGAGGACCUGGCAAAGCAAAAGGAAAUUGUGGACAAUUUUAACGACAAAGAAAAGAGUCUCUUAAAGAAGUGCGCGGAAGUGGAAGCUAAGAUGAAGAACUUCAAAUCUGAACAAGAGAAAGAACUGAAGAAGUCGGAGAAGAGGAUAUUAGACGCAAAGAGUAAAUUAAACAAGUGUUCGAAGGAGGCGAAAGCAAAGGUGAACAAGUUGAAAGAACUAGAGUUGGAGGUGAGCAGUGAGCUAGCUAAGGAGUUGGAGGGUCUGCGAGAGCAGCUGCCUAAAUGCGAGGAGGCUAUAGCCGCUGCUCAGGAGCUAGUGGAGGGAGCCCAGUUAAAGCUGACAGAGUGCGCAGCGGUGAGGGAGACACUGGCUGCUGAACUUGGGGCUCAGCGUGAACUGAUACAACAGUGUUCUGCUGAGAUAGAGAACUUUGUGAAGGAGCAGAAAGCAGCGGAGAAGCAGAUAAGUAGCUGCGGGAUAAAGCUGAAGGAGCUGACCCACAAGCUGAGUAAACUGAACAAGGAAGCGAGCGAAGCAAAGCAGCAGGUCCAGUACUACCUCAACAACUAUGAGUGGAUUGCUUCUGAAAAACAGUACUUCGGACAGAAGGACACUGCCUACGACUUUGAGAAACAGGACCUGAAAGAAAGUGAUAAGAAGUUGGAGCGUCUGAAGGCAAGUAAAGAGAAACUGUCCAAGAAUGUGAACAUGAGAGCAAUGCACCUGCUAGGAGAGGCAGAGAAACGGUACAUCGACCUGGUGAAAAGGAAGGACAUUGUGACUAACGACAAGCACAAGAUAAACAAGGUGAUCAAGGAACUGGACGAGAAGAAGAACCGGGCAGUCAGGAGAGCCUGGGAGCAGGUGAACAAGGAUUUCGGCUCUAUAUUCUCUACGCUGCUUCCUGGAGCGAGGGUUAAACUGCAGACUUUGGAGGGGAGACCUGUUACUGAUGGUCUAGAAGUCAAGGUUGGGUUCGGUGAGGUAUGGAAAGAGUCACUAACAGAACUGAGCGGGGGACAGAGAUCUUUAGUAGCUCUCUCUCUUAUCUUAUCUCUUCUUCUCUUCAAACCAGCUCCUCUAUACAUUCUGGACGAGGUGGACGCAGCGCUAGACUUGUCCCACACUCAGAACAUCGGACAGAUGUUGAGGGCUCACUUCAAACAUUCUCAAUUCGUCGUGGUCUCCCUCAAAGAUGGCAUGUUCCAGAAUGCUAACGUUCUCUUCAGGACGAAGUUUGUUGACGGAGUAUCAGCUGUUACACGACACACUCAACAUUCCUCCACAAAACCUGUUCUGUCUGAGAAGGAGAAUAUUCAGCCGCUCGUUAAGAAAAACAAAAAACAAAAGGUUUAGUUUCCAUGGUGACUGGUGAUGUGAAACCUACGUAGUCUUACUUUUUAAACAGUUGCUAUUCAAGUAGCUUCUUUUUAAAUUAUGCAAAUUGUCAAGUUGAGAACUAAGGUGGUGUUACCAUGGUUACGGAUUAUUAAAACUGCGUAUCAAGAUCAGUGCGCGGCUUAAUGACUACAAGUGUGUACAUGACUAGGGAGCACUGAGUUGCUAACUUUCUCUUGUUUAGUAUUAUACAAUGCUGUUAAAUACGUAGCGUUUCAAGCAAACGUAUGCGUACGCAAUCGUAUUUGUCGUCGAAAAUUCGCGUAUUUCGAUUUCCACUGUGGAGUAAGAACGAUUUUUUACAAUAAAUAUUUUACAAUAUUUGAUCUGCACGUAUUUCGGACAAAUUUUAAACGUAUUCCGGACAAAAUUUAACAGGGUCUAAGUUCAAUUUUUUCGGGCUUAUUGAUUGGAAACUUACGUAUUUCUCUCGAACAUUGAAUACGCCGUAUUUUGAGCCGAUUUUUGACGUAUUUAACAACGAUAGUAUUAUAACACACUUUGCAAAGCAGGCUUACAUUUACAACCUUAUGUAUUGAGUGCUCGUGUUAAAAAGUAAAAGUAAUAUAUACUGUGACUAUUCAUUAUUUGUUAUAGUUAAUUGUCCUCACGUGGUAUUUAUCUACGUGUGUCUUAUAUUUAAUAUAAAAUAAAUACUUUUAAUCGGUUGAUUUAGAUUCAAAGCUUUUUUCUUUGUAAAUUUUAAACGAUCCAGUUUUUAAGUCACAAUUUUUAAAUUUCUUGUUCUUUUUUAGUUAUCUUACUUUUCCCCUAGUUGAUGGUAAUGCCGUUGACUUUAAUAAAAAAUGUGCUAAUAAAAACAAUCAUCAUUACUUCUCAGUUUAUUAUAAGAUAUUUACGUUUGAAAUUAUGUACUGAAGUACUGACAUUGGUUAGCUUGUGUCACGUGGUGUGAAUACUGUGCUCUGAUUGGUUAAUAUCUCAAAUCUUUAGAGCAGCAUUUUAAAUCCUGCACCUUUUGUUUGUACCAUCAUCUUUAAGACCUUAUUUAUAGUCGCAAUGUAUUAUGCUUAACUUGGACUGUAUUUAUAUUUAUAUUGUUGUAUUUCAGUUACAUUUCAUUGGAAUCUACCGAAACAUUACAAUU
This is a messenger RNA of Bolinopsis microptera, 4753 nucleotides long. Its product is annotated as structural maintenance of chromosomes protein 2-like. Gene Ontology annotation, molecular function: ATP binding; ATP hydrolysis activity; protein binding. Bases 1 to 3603 code for a protein of 1200 amino acids. Gene Ontology annotation, cellular component: chromosome. The transcript has 10 exons. Gene Ontology annotation, biological process: chromosome organization. Lineage: Eukaryota; Metazoa; Ctenophora; Tentaculata; Lobata; Bolinopsidae. The record is from RefSeq and is a predicted model, not a curated record.